AUGUCAAAACCAAAAGACAAUCCGUUUGAAGACGAAAGUGCUCUAAUAGACUUGGAUUUAAAUAGUUUUAAUCCACAACAUCAUUAUCCACAACAUAAUCAAGAUAAUCCCUUUAAUGAUCGAUUUAUCAUUUCAGACGAUGAAGACGAAGAAAUUGAAGAUUUUCAAACACCAAUAAUAACUUCAAAACCUAAACCAACUAGUUAUAAACCAUAUGAAUCACCUAAAGAAGAAAAACCACCACGAGAUUUUGACAUUACUCAUAUUUAUCGAAAAUUUAAAAAUAAACUAACGGGCAAUAAACAUUCAAAACUUGAAUCAAGAAAACCAAGAGAAAUAUUUAUAUUAAAUCAUUCAGCUAAUGCUUCUUCUGGAUUUUUUGGAAAUCAUAUAUCAACAACUAAAUAUAAUAUUGCAACUUUUUUACCUAAAUUUUUAUUUGAACAAUUUAGUAAAUAUGCUAAUUUAUUCUUUUUAUUUACAUCAAUUAUACAACAAGUUCCACAUGUAUCACCAACGAAUCGAUAUACAACUAUAGGAACAUUAAUAGUAGUGCUAUUUGUAUCUGCAGUAAAAGAAAUAUCAGAAGAUUUAAAAAGAGCAAAUGCUGAUAAAGAUUUAAAUAAUACAAGAGUAUUGGUACUAGACCCUGCAUCUGGUGAUUUUGUACUGAGAAAAUGGGUAAAAGUACAAGUUGGAGAUGUAGUAAAAGUAAAUAAUGAAGAACCAUUUCCUGCAGAUUUAGUAUUAAUAAGUUCUUCAGAACCUGAAGGUUUAUGUUAUAUUGAAACUGCUAAUUUAGAUGGUGAAACAAAUUUAAAAAUAAAACAAUCAAAACCAGAAACAUCAAAUUUAAAAAGCUCCACCGAAUUAAUAAGAGGAUUAUCUGAUGUAGAAAUAAUAUCAGAACCUCCAAAUUCAUCAUUAUAUACAUAUGAAGGUAAUUUAAAAAAUUUUGAACAUGGUCCAGAUAUUCCUUUAACUCCAGAACAAUUAUUAUUAAGAGGUGCUACAUUACGUAACACACAAUGGGUAAAUGGUGUUGUUAUAUUUACAGGUCAUGAAACGAAAUUAAUGAGAAAUGCAACAGCAACACCAAUUAAAAGAACAGAUGUUGAAAGAAUUAUAAAUUUACAAAUUAUUGCAUUAUUUUGUGUAUUAAUUGUAUUAGCUUUAAUAUCAUCUAUUGGAAAUGUUAUCAAAACGACAGCUAGUAAAAAUGAUUUAAAUUAUUUAUAUUUAGAAGGUACUUCAAUGGCUAAAUUAUUUUUUCAAGAUUUAUUAACUUAUUGGAUUUUAUAUUCAAAUUUAGUUCCAAUAUCUUUAUUUGUUACAGUUGAAUUAAUUAAAUAUUAUCAAGCAUUUAUGAUUGGAAGUGAUUUAGAUAUGUAUUAUGAAGAAACUGAUACACCAACAGGAGUUAGAACAUCUUCAUUAGUUGAAGAAUUGGGGCAGAUUAAUUAUAUUUUUAGUGAUAAAACUGGUACAUUAACUAGAAAUGUAAUGGAAUUUAAGGCUUGUUCAAUUGGAGGAAGAUGUUAUGCUGAAGAAAUACCAGAAGAUGGUUAUCCUCAAAUAAUUGAAGGUAUUGAAAUUGGUUAUCAUACAUUUGAUGAAUUGAAAACUGAUGUUUUAAAAAUUGAUUCACAACAAUCAGCUAUAAUUAAUGAAUUUUUAACUUUAUUAAGUACUUGUCAUACUGUAAUUCCUGAAAAUAGAGAAAAUGGAGAAAUAAAAUAUCAAGCUGCAUCUCCUGAUGAAGGCGCAUUAGUUCAAGGAGCUGCUGAUUUAGGAUACAAAUUUAUAAUCCGUCGUCCUAAAACUGUUACAAUAGAAAAUACAAUAACCAAUAAUCAAUCAGAAUAUGAAUUAUUAAAUAUUUGUGAAUUUAAUUCAACAAGAAAAAGAAUGUCUGCCAUAUUCAGAUGUCCUGAUGGAGUUAUAAGAUUAUUUUGUAAAGGUGCUGAUACAGUAAUAUUAGAACGUCUUUCAAAAAAUGAACCACAACCAUUUAUUGAUUCAACUUUAAGACAUCUUGAAGAUUUUGCAGCUGAAGGAUUAAGAACCCUUUGUAUUGCUUCAAGAAUUAUACCAGAAAAUGAAUAUAAUGAAUGGUCAAAAAAAUAUUAUGAAGCUUCUACAUCAUUACAAAAUCGUAGUGAAAAAAUGGAUGAAAUUUCUGAACUAAUUGAAAAUAAUUUAUUUUUAUUAGGUGCUACUGCAAUUGAAGAUAAAUUACAAGAUGGAGUACCUGAAACUAUUCAUACUUUACAAAGUGCAGGUAUCAAGAUAUGGGUAUUAACUGGUGAUCGUCAAGAAACUGCUAUAAAUAUUGGAAUGUCAUGUAAAUUAUUAAGUGAAGAUAUGAAUUUAUUAAUUAUAAAUGAAGAAAAUAAAAAUGAUACAAGAUUAAAUUUACAAGAAAAAUUAACUGCUAUACAAGAACAUCAAUUUGAUGUUGAUGAUGGAUCAUUAGAAUCUUCAUUAGCUUUAAUUAUUGAUGGUCAUUCAUUAUCUUUUGCUUUAGAACCAGAUUUAGAAGAUUUAUUUAUUGAAUUAGGUUCAAGAUGUAGAGCUGUUAUAUGUUGUCGUGUUUCACCAUUACAGAAGGCUUUGGUGGUGAAAAUGGUUAAACGUAAAAAGAAACAAUCUUUAUUAUUAGCAAUUGGAGAUGGAGCCAAUGAUGUUUCAAUGAUUCAAGCAGCUCAUGUUGGAGUUGGUAUAAGUGGUAUGGAAGGUAUGCAAGCAGCGAGAAGUGCAGAUAUUUCAAUUGGACAAUUUAAAUAUUUAAAAAAACUUUUAUUGGUUCAUGGAUCUUGGUCAUAUCGUCGUAUAUCAAAUGCUAUAUUAUAUUCAUUUUAUAAAAAUAUAGCAUUAUAUAUGACUCAAUUUUGGUUUGUUUUCACAAAUGCAUUUUCAGGUCAAUCAAUAGCAGAAUCCUGGACUUUAACAUUUUAUAAUGUCUUGUUUACAGUAUUACCACCAAUAGUAUUAGGAGUAUUUGAUCAAUUUGUAAGUGCAAGAUUAUUAGAUAGAUAUCCUCAAUUAUAUCAAUUAGGUCAACAAAGAAAAUUUUUUAAUGUUGCAGUAUUUUGGAGUUGGAUUAUAAAUGGAUUUUAUCAUUCAGCUGUUAUAUUUUUAUGUUCAUUUUUUAUUUAUAGAUAUGGAAAUAAUUUAUCAAAUGGUUUAACUACUGAUAAUUGGAGUUGGGGAGUUGCUGUUUAUACUACUUGUACUUUAACUGCUUUAGGUAAAGCAGCAUUAAUAGUAACUAUGUGGACUAAAUUUACAUUAAUUGCAAUACCUGGUUCAUUUAUAUUUUGGUUAUGUUGGUUUCCAGCUUAUGCAACUAUUGCACCAUUAAUUAAUGUAUCAGAUGAAUAUAGAGGAGUUUUAUCAAAAACUUAUCCAUUAUUAACUUUUUGGACAAUGAUAUUUGGUGUAUCAAUAUUAUGUUUAUUAAGAGAUUUUGCAUGGAAAUUCUACAAGAGACAAAUGGAUCCAGAAAGUUAUCAUUAUGUUCAAGAAAUUCAAAAAUAUAAUAUACAAGAUCAUAGACCAAGAAUGGAACAAUUUCAAAAAGCUAUUAGAAAAGUAAGACAAGUUCAAAGAUUAAAAAAAAUAAGAGGUUAUGCUUUUUCUCAAGCUGAAGGUCAAGAUCAAGAUAAAAUUGUUAGACUUUAUGAUACAACAAGGAGGUGA
This is a messenger RNA of Lodderomyces pseudojiufengensis, 3702 nucleotides long. RefSeq names its product aminophospholipid-translocating P4-type ATPase. The record is from RefSeq and is a predicted model, not a curated record. The transcript has a single exon. Gene Ontology annotation, biological process: endocytic recycling; intracellular protein transport; phospholipid translocation. The coding region runs from base 1 to 3702 and encodes 1233 amino acids. NCBI's taxonomy places the organism in Eukaryota, Fungi, Ascomycota, Pichiomycetes, Serinales, Debaryomycetaceae. Gene Ontology annotation, molecular function: ATP binding; magnesium ion binding; ATPase-coupled intramembrane lipid carrier activity. Gene Ontology annotation, cellular component: plasma membrane.